AUGGGUGCUGAUAUCGCAAGUUAUCCAAACAGGAAUUGUGGAUGUCCCCGUAAAUCGAACCCCCCGAAUAUAUCACAAUCCUUUAAAGUUAGAGCCGGAAUUAAACUUCUAAACGCUGGUUUAUGUGCUUACUCCCUUGUACUCAUAGCUGGAGACGUCAGCCGAAACCCUGGACCUGCCAAUAUCUCUCAAGAUUCGCAGAAUUUUAGUGACAUUGGUUUUCCAAGUAACCGUGGACUUAAAAUUGCUCAUCUAAAUGUAAGAAGCAUAACUAAUAAGAUAGAUUCACUACGCCUUCUUUUACUAAAUAAUCCUUUCGAUGUCCUGACCAUCUCCGAAACCUGGUUAACCAAAAACAUAUCUGAUCCUGAACUAAAUAUUCAAGGUUAUUCCUUUGUCAGAAAUGACCGUAAAAGCAAAAAAGCUGGUGGGUGCAUGAUUUAUAUUCGUGAUGGCUUACCCUAUCGAGCACGGCCUGACUUGCAAGAUGAUAACAUAGAGUCUUGUGUCCUUGAACUCAAUCGGCCGAAAUGUAAAAACAUCCUCAUCUGGUCAAUCUAUCGAGCCCCUGAUGCACCAUUACCCAAUUUCAUCGAUACAUUAAAUUCAAAGAUCUCCUUACUUCCCCAGGACGUUGAACUAGUUUUACUCGGUGACUUUAACGUUGACGUCCUUGCCAAAAGAAAUACUUCUAGUCACAGCCUGAAACAAAGACUUAGUAUUUUUGCCAGUGCAAACAAUUUAAACCAACUCAUCGACACUCCAACGCGGAUAAACGAACUCUUAUCAACUGCAAUUGAUCUCUUGUUUGUUAAUAACAAACACCGCAUUGUAUCAAGUGGUGUGUUAUCGGUACAUAUCAGCGACCACUUCCUCAUUUACUGUGUUGUCAAGGCUGGUGUAACAAAGAGUCCUGGCAGAACAAUCGAAUAUACUUCCUACAAACAUUACUCUAAAGAAGCAUUUCUGGAUGAGCUCAGGAACAUAGACUGGAAUAUUGUUGAUGAAAUCCCCGAUAUUAAUACCGCAGUAAACUUUUGGAAUAAGCUGUUCUUAGAUGUUGCAGAACGUCAUGCCCCUACGAAACGAACUAGGAUAAAAGGUUGUCAUGUUCCUUGGAUGACAUCUGAGUUGAAAACAUCUAUGCAGGAACGCGACCGCUCUUUCCGUAAAGCUACCAAAUCUAAUUCUCCUUCUGACUGGUCCAAAUACAAAAGUUUGAAAUCCCACGUAAAUAGACAAGUCAAAAAGAGUAAGUCGGAAUACUACCUUAAUCUUAUUGAAAUCUCUAAAAAUAAUCCAAACACUCUCUGGAAACACCUCAAUGAAAUUACUUCACGUAAAUCGAGCUCGAACAUUUCAUGUAUUGAAGUUGAUGGAACUCCAUCUACCGAACCCAGGCAAAUCUCCGAAAUUCUUAAUAAUCAUUUUUCGACUAUUGGUUUAACACUCGUUAAUAAAUUUCGCACAGUUACGUCUACCAUCACCUCUGCCGUUUGUAAAGACCAUCUUGAAUCUGGCGUAAUGUUUGCUUUUGAUGUAAUCGAUGAGUGUUUUGUUAAAUCCAAACUAAAUAGUCUUAAAACAAACAAAGCUAUUGGUUUGGACAACAUCAGUGCCAGAUUGCUAAAGGACUCCGCUGACGUUAUCACAACAAGUUUGACUAAACUUUACAACCGGUCAUUAGCAACCUCCGUCUUCCCAGCU
This is a messenger RNA of Paramuricea clavata, 1707 nucleotides long. The record is from the annotation of a GenBank genome assembly. Lineage: Eukaryota; Metazoa; Cnidaria; Anthozoa; Malacalcyonacea; Plexauridae.